AUGGGGGACCAGGAAAGGGAUGCAUUUGUCGUAUAUAUUCCUCUUUUCCCUUUCCACUUCACCCGCCUGAUCGAGUUCAUUGCUCUCAAAGCUGACAGUUGGAUCCAAGAUCAGCGCUGUCCCUCCUGUUCUGGAAAACGAGACAAUAUCCGCUUACCUUGUAGAGCCUUCACUGUCGAUGCAAUAGACCUCGUCAAAGCAGGUGAAUUCCUUUUCUCUAAGGAGCCUCAUCACCUCGAACUUUACCCUAUGGUGCCGGCGUGUUAUGAGGAGGGAGUUGUUGGGGCAUUUUCCCAGCACAUGGGCUGGUGUUUCAGACUAUACCGCCAUUUACGACAGAGGGAAUCGCCGUAA
Nezara viridula (southern green stink bug) is the source of this 354-nucleotide messenger RNA. The record is from the annotation of a GenBank genome assembly. Lineage: Eukaryota; Metazoa; Arthropoda; Insecta; Hemiptera; Pentatomidae.